Hipposideros armiger (great roundleaf bat) is the source of this 3531-nucleotide messenger RNA. It is a transcript of the gene CUNH1orf116, whose product is annotated as chromosome unknown C1orf116 homolog. NCBI's taxonomy places the organism in Eukaryota, Metazoa, Chordata, Mammalia, Chiroptera, Hipposideridae. The record is from RefSeq and is a predicted model, not a curated record. Gene Ontology annotation, cellular component: cytoplasm. The transcript has 5 exons. Bases 48 to 2204 code for a protein of 718 amino acids.
ACCACUCAUUUAUAUUCCCUUCUACCUCCCACACUAUAACCUCUGUUAUGGUCAUCUCAAAGAACGAAAGAGGAAAUGGCUCCAGCAGGAAAAUGGGUCAUGAAAGGCGUUGUCCAGCAGGACCCGGGUGCGGGAACUGCAGGGCCAAAUUGCCGCGAUCACCGGGAUCGCCCCCGGCUGUCAGCGGAUCCUCGUCGGAUACCCGCCCGAGUGCCUGGAUCUCAGCAACGGGGAGACCGUUCUGGAGGAUUUGCCCAUCCAGUCAGGCCCAGCUUGGGACAUUCUUCGCUUCCCCUCGCUUCCCCUCUGGGAGCAUCUUUCACCGUCCCUGCACCUUACUUCUGGCAAUGCCCGAGAGGGAGCUGUGGCCAGCGGGGCCUGGCUCAGAACCCGUGACCCGCGUCAGCAGCUGUGACAGCAUGAUGAGCACCACCUCCACCCGCUCUGGAUCUAGUGACAGCAGCUACGACUUCCUGUCUGCUGAAGAGAAGGAGUGUCUGCUCUUCCUGGAGGAGACCAUUGGCUCAUUGGACACUGAGGCUGACAGCGGACUGUCCACUGACGAGUCUGAGCAAGCCACAACCCCCCAAAGUCCCCGUGCAUUGCCCAUAACCCAGCCUGCUCCCCAGGGACAUCCAGAGGGGAAGACUCUUCAGCAAGGCCUAGUACCACGGAGAACAACCCAGUCCAGCUCACCCCGUCUGCCUGAACCUCAAGGCUUGGGCCUCAGAUCAGGCUCCUACAGCCUCCCCAGAAAUAUCCAUAUCGGCAGGAACCAGAACCUCAGGAAAAGCACCCCCCAGGCUAAUAGCCACCUUCCAGGGGAACCUGAGGGGCUCAUUCCAGAUCCUAAGACAGAGCGAGUCAGUCAGAGAAGUGAGCCCGGCCAGCCUCCUGCCGAGCCCUGGGAGGCUGCCCUUGACUUGGAAGCACUCAUCCCCCCGCCAGAGGCUUUCCGGGACACCCAGCCUGAACAGUGUGGGGAAGACAGCCUGCCCGAAAGGCCAGAGGAGCAGAGCCCCACACCCCAGCUCCACACGUCACUCAGCCCCCAGAAGAAAGCGGAGACUUCUUCAGAGGCCAUGUCCCAAAAAGCCAAUGAGAAAGGCUCGAUCGGGGCACCACGACAACCCCGGCCUGCUCCUGCCAUACCGUCUCAGAAUUCAAGAGCUGCAGAUGCCCCCAACCCAUCAGGGGAGAAUCCAGAUGUCCACCUGGCUCCCCUCACAGCACCUAAGCCCCGGAAGCUGCCACCUAAUAUUGUUCUGAAGAGCAGCCGAAGCAGUUUCCACAGUGUGCCCCAAAACUGGCUGUCGCGUCAUCCUGAGGCUGCUCCUAGAGAUUCCAGUGUGGCCUCCUCUUUACUGCAGGAGCAGAGGAAAGCACGCAAAGAAGCACUAGAGAAGCUGGGGCUACCCCAGGACCAAGAUGAGCCCAGACCCCACUUAAGUAAGCCCACCAGUUCCAUCAGACUCAAGGAGACUCGUGCUCAGGGGCCCUUCCCAGCCCCAGCUCAGCCUGCAGUUCUAACUCAGGUCUCAACCGCGGGGCCUGCGGCAGGCAAGGCUUCAGCUCCUGCUCCAACCCGGGGACCUUUUCCAGUGAAUAUUCCGACUUUCGCUUCAACGCCAGCUCUAGUUCAGGGGUCUUCUUCUCCAGGCAAGGUUUUGAUUCCUACCCAGGAACCCACUCCAGGGAAGGUUCCAGCUGCCAAAUCCAUGCCGAUUCCCAUCCCUAAGGCCCAUGGGGGAAGUAGUCCCCUGACUCAGCCAAAGCCAAACUCAAGGCUGACUCUCCAGGAGAAAAACACCCCUGGCCUAAGACAGAUGAACUUUAAGUCCAAUACUCUGGAGCGUUCAGGUGUGGGUCUGAGCAGCUACUUCUCAGCUGAGAAAGAUCCCAGACCCCAAAACAGCACCUCUCUGGGAAAAGACUUCUUCUUGGACAACAUCUCACCCAGUGUUUUGCGUAAUUCCCGGCCCCGCACUGCCUCCUUGGGCACAGGGAAGGACUUUGCAGGUAUCCAGGUGGGCAAAUUGGCUGACCUGGAGCAGGCGCAGAGCUCCAAACGUUUGUCCUUCCAAGGACAGAGCCGCGACAAGCUGCCGCGACCCGCCUGUGUCAGUGUCAAGAUCUCCCCAAAAGGCAUCCCUGAUGAGCACAGAAGGGAGGCUCUGAAGAAGCUGGGACUGUUGAAGGAGUAGAGUCAUCACUGGCCAUCAGCGCUGCCCUCACAACCCCUGCCCGCCUUACAAGAAGAGACUCAGGGCUCCACAAAGGAGCCCUUCCCACCUCACAACCCAGGGGCUGGACAUGGGUGGCUUCUCUCCGAUGCUGUCUUCUCUCUGAGGUGAAGGGGAGGGCGGGAUUAGAGUCCAAGUGUAUGCUCCUGUUCAGGGUGGUUGUUCCCAUGAGAUCCUGCACGAAUCGUCCAGAAGAUGAUUUCCACAAGACUGUGUGUGCGCGUGUGUGUGCGCGUGUGUGUGCGCGUGUGUGUGCGCGUGUGUGUGCGCGUGUGUGUGUGUGUAUUAUAGGUUGUAUAUUAUCACUGAAGCUAUUUAUACUAUACAAGGAGUCCUUGCUCAUGCUGGAGAUUUUCACGCAUCGGGUAGAGUUCAGCCUAGCCAGACCUGAGUGGAGAGGGAUGGCUAAGCCUGAGGAAAAAAACGUCAAAUGAGACAAUGGAUGUGUCAGUGUGACCUUAGGCAAGUGCAGCAUCACAGGAAAUGUGGGGCUCCCAGAAUCCUGGCCAUCGGUGGAUACUGGUGCACGCCUCGCUGGAUUCCUCUUGCCAUUCUGGCCUUCUGGACAGGGGCCUGAGGCCAAGAGGAGUUGGUUUCCUAUCUCUUCACCUGCUGCCUUCUCACUGUCCCCCAUCCCAACAAUAGGACACAUUCCUGUAACUAAAAACUCUUGGUUGACUGAGAGGAGCAGGGCUUGUUGGUCUGAGAAGGCAAGAUAGGUGACCACAUAGCACACCUCCACUAGGAUUUAUCAAGUCCUUGUCCAUGGGCUUGAUACAUUCAAUAGCAAAUGGUGCAGUGGUCCCUGAUUCCCUGAUUCCUAUCCUUCCUGUUCCUUGUCUCAGUCUGCACAUGACUGACCCCAGGGCUGAGCCUACCCUGAGAUGGGAGCCUGAGCCUAGAGGCUUUGUAAGUAUUGAAGAACUGUUUCAGGCCUUGUUCACACUAUUGCAAGUAGUUUUUAACUUCCUCAGUGCCUAUGGAAAAUGAACCCAAUACAUUCUCUGCUAGUUAUUUAUAGAAUAUCGGAGCUGUGAGGGGCCUUAGAGAUGCUCUAAUAUUACCAAACAUGUUGGGGAAGGGAAGUGACUUCUACAGGGUCCCUGCUACUUAGUAACAGAGCUGGGACCAGAGCUGGGCUUCUGAUCCGCAUUCCAGGCUGCAUGCUGCCUCCCUUCAGGCAGCACUGUACAUCCACACCGUAUCCCAAGGAUCAGUAGUCACUCUCCAGGGCUCAACCCUCAGGCCCUCCAAUAUCCUAAAGUAUGUCUGAAACAUCAGAGAUUAA